Molecule: messenger RNA, 381 nt
Organism: Bactrocera dorsalis (oriental fruit fly)
Lineage: Eukaryota; Metazoa; Arthropoda; Insecta; Diptera; Tephritidae
Product: V-type proton ATPase subunit G 1
Exons: 1
Coding region: 1-381 (126 amino acids)
Biological process (GO): proton transmembrane transport
Cellular component (GO): vacuolar proton-transporting V-type ATPase complex
Molecular function (GO): proton-transporting ATPase activity, rotational mechanism
Source: RefSeq, a predicted model, not a curated record
AUGAAAGCUAGUCAAACGCCUCUGCCACACCUGAUACACGCCGAAAAGCAAGCGGCCGAGAUCAUAUACGAGGCGAGAAAACGAAAAAAUUUACUCAUGAAGAAAUGCAAAAAUGCGGCAAGUAAGGAAGUCGCAAUGUUGGGCUCAGAAAGGGAAGAAGUCUUGAACGCAGUAACUAAGCGCGUUAAUGAAAGCUUAGCCAUAACGCAGAGGCGAGUGGAAAAUACAACGAAAGAAAAAAUUGCCAAAAUUGAUGAACAAGUCGCGAAGAAUCGCGACAAAGUGGUGACUAUGCUAUUGGAGUUGAUGUAUAAAUUUACACCGGAAGUGCAUAAAAACUAUCGAUAUUCGGAAGAUGAAGACGACGAGAAUGUAAAAUAA